Molecule: messenger RNA, 2105 nt
Organism: Cercospora beticola
Lineage: Eukaryota; Fungi; Ascomycota; Dothideomycetes; Mycosphaerellales; Mycosphaerellaceae
Gene: RPA49
Product: DNA-directed RNA polymerase I subunit RPA49
Biological process (GO): RNA polymerase I preinitiation complex assembly; transcription elongation by RNA polymerase I; DNA-templated transcription
Cellular component (GO): RNA polymerase I complex
Molecular function (GO): DNA binding
Source: RefSeq, a predicted model, not a curated record
UCACAACCUCGACUUCGAACCACCAUUACCGGCAGCCAUGGGAGAGAAAUCAGAAAAGAAGAGAAAGCGUCAGAGCAACGGAGUCGAAACACCUAACAAAAAGGUGGCACGCGAUGGCAGCAUCAAGGUCAUACAUGCGGAAGAAGACAGCGGCCUACACCCAGUUCUGUUGAGCACUUCUGGCGUGAAUGCACCCAAAGUACCCUUCAAGGCCUACUCGAAGCCCCGGAAGAGCUCGAAGAAGGCGGGGAAGAGCUCCAUCAAGCCAUCGACCCACGAUCUGCUCCUCCAAUCCUCACAGCAUCCACGAUUAGACUACACCGCAGUGCCGAGUCCCAUAGACGACCAACUCAGCCAUUAUGUCGCCAUCUACGACCCCACGAAGCAAACUUUGCAGCUAGCUCCAGCUCAUCACCUUCAUCUCCGAAGCACGUUGAGGGCGGAAGCGAGGGAGGUGGAGGAGCGCAAGAACAAGACGAUGGGCCAGCAGAGAGAGGCACUCGGACAGGAGUUUGGCACGAAGAAGGCGAAGAAAGCUAUCGCUAGCAAGAGCACGAACGCGCUUACGGGUGAUACGAGCAAAUCAAAUGAUGUGCAAAAUGCCAUCUUGGAGACUGUGGGAGAAACGACUGCUGGACUUGCCUCGAAACUUACCGCGCAAGAACAAGACGAGGCUGCUCUACGAGCGAAACCAAUCCCAUGGCCAAACCUCACAGCAGAGAAUGCCGAAAAGGUCUACUCAUUCGACACCCUCAUACCUCCAAACGAUGCUCGACUCGUCAAGACGGCAGACUGGAAAGCAGCGGCAGAUGAUGACACCAAGAUUGGCUUCAAACAUCAAUUCCCAGUAUCACGAUUCGGCUUCCUGGCAAAGCAAGAAGGCGAUUCGCUACGGUUCAAGGCACUGAAAUACCUCACACUUUUGCUCGAAUUCCGAGAUUCGUUGUCUGCGGCUGGAAGAGCUGGGAAGAAGGUGCCAAAGAAAGAAAUACUGCAGAAGAAACUGCCACCGAACAGGUGGCCAUCUGAGCUCGUGGACAGCGUCCGCAGGCGAUUUGCGAACGACUCAGGGCAGGAGCUUGGUAAAUGGCAACAGGAUAGGCUUGCCACUCACAUCUGCGCGCUCGCCAUGUUUGUGGACAACUGGGUCUGCGAUAUCUGGCACUUGAAGGACGAUCUCAAGACCGAUAUGAAGGAGCUGACGUCUUAUUUCAAUGAGCUAGGAGCGAAAGUCAAGAAGCCGAGCGAGGCAGAACGAGUGAGGAUGGGCAUGACCAAAGCGCAAGCGGCCGCAACUAGAAUUGCCAGACUCGUGGUACCGCUGGAAUUCCCAAAGGUCAGGCAAGGCAAGAGGCGGUAGAUGAAUGGGUCUCUGCAAUCUGGAAAGUCUUUUUAAUACAAGAUGAGAGGACAUGCAUAGGACCGGACAAAGUCAGCAGAUAGCCAACAAUCAGCCAGGUGCAUAUCUUGCCUUCUGAGCCCUUUGCACGAUCCCAUCAUCCGUGUACCUCGACAACGAUAGCCGAGACAUCCUCUGCCCAAAUCCAUAAACUUCAUCAUUUGCACAGUGGCCAUGAAGCUCACUUGAUGCAGCACCAGUGGCCGAGCCAUCGAUCUGGCCUAUCGUUCACAAUCUAUAUCGAUCGUGCAGCAAACAUUAAGUACCCAGAAAUAACACUCGCCUAGUACCGACCAGCAAAUGAGAAAUCUGAAACUGCCUGUCUCCCAGCAGCCCUCAAAGCAACAUGCCAGUCCGCAGAUCAUGGUCCAUGGAAUGCCAUCACCCCUCAGACCACCUAUGCAACUGUCGAAAUCGAAGGCCAUCCGCGCCAAUCCCAUGGCAAUUCUUCCAAAACGAUCGCAUAGUCAACGGUUGCAGCAGACACGGUUUCCACAAUUGUCCAGAAUGCAGCUCAGAUUCUAGUGAGGAAUCAGAUAAGACAAUCGUGCGAAAAGCUGCACAGGAGUAUCUUAGAGAUUCUGCAACAUUGGCUCCAGAAGAAAAUGUUCCAUUUUCAUCGGCAAGAACAGCUUCGACCGCGAGUCCCGGAUCUAUGCCAGAGCCGGCUCCAAGCCCACUGACAGCAGCAAAUCUGUCCUACAAC